UUGACUUUUAAUUGCAUUAAGACUGGUUUUAAGUUAUUUCUUACAAUGAUGCCUUCCUGAGCUGCCACUAGCUGUAUGAGUGACCUCUAAUCUCUUGAACACAAAGAAAAGAAAGCUUACUUUGCAUUGUAGAAAAAAACCCUCCACAUACAGCAGCACUGCCAUCUUCUGCUUGCUUUCUUUCAUGCAUGGAAGUAGGUUUAUACUGCAAAGCAACAGGAAAGGUACAUUUUUCUACUAAUAGGUAUCUGAGGCAAUAACAUUUUCUAAUACUCAGGGAUAACAUAUGUCUGGAGUUCCACAGAUUGGGAAGCGGGGGGGGGAUUUAUACGUGAACUUCUUCUGGGCAUAGAAAAGGACUUCAGACAUUUGUCCAGGAUUUCUAAUAUAUCACAUCCCAGCCAGCGCAAUAUCUCAAAAACCACAGGAGGCAAAUGUGUAUACUGAUGUACUUGUGCUGUCCACAAGCAAUAUAUUAUACUUGUUGAAUAUGCUCCGUAGAGUUGAUCCGUACAAAAAUGUACACAUUUGAACAGAUCUAACAUAUUCCUUGUGGUCUGCACAAGUACACCAAGUCCAAAGCAUGAAUGAUCCAUGUGCAUAGGAUUAAUUCAAUGCAGUUGGGGUAUAUUCGAUCAUAUGCAAGCAUUUGUGUGGUCCGUAUGCAGUAGGUCCAACAGGUCCCAGAUGUAUCACAGAUGCUCUUGAUCUGAAGUUUCCUGGACGUGCUGUACAUCUGCACACAGGCAAGAUAGAACGCUGGAAGCCCUGCUUCAGAUAUUUUCUUUAAAAAGGUGAAGGUAUGGUAAAUUAUAUUUUUCUGAACUGAAGUUGCCCACAAAAGGCAUGUUGAGCCUGUAUGGCUCCAGGGACCCCACACAUGUCAAGGAAGCUGCUCUGUGUAAGUUUGCCAUACAGUCCUAGAUGAUGCAUUAUUGGAUGGAGCAUUCGGUAUAAACAUUAGUUACGAGUUUGGUUGUAUCAGAAAAAGUGCAAAGGGAAAGAAUUUCACUGUAUGCAUGACUUCAUCCUGUUGGGACACGUCCUUGGGAUUUUUCACCCCAUGGAGGCACAGAGGGACACUGGCAAUUCUGAGCCUCCCUCUUCCACGCAGUAAUGCAUGAAAUGACUUCGGCAAGUGAACAAGUCUGAAUUGUUUUUUCUGCUUAGAAUAGUGUAGUUAGAUAUUCAGUCUCUGCUUUACUCCAGACUUCGACAGACUGAGUUGCACUGAUGAUAACUAAUCUUUCACCUUUCUCUGAUAAUAAGUGUAAUAAUACUGACGCAUGUAGAGGAGUGUCUGUCUUUAUGAAGGCACGAGACCAUAAACGAGAUGAACAGGCAUAUUAUGAGAAUACGAAGUUAGAAUUACUGUAGUAUCAUGGUAUCAGUUUAUUGCUUAUUAUUAGCUGGGAGCAGACAGUUUAUGCUUCUGAGAAUAUUCAUAUGCAUUACAAUUUCUGGUGCAGGGUCCCUUGCAGUCAGUCGUUGUGCUCACUGAACUGCUGAUGUAUUAUGGGCCCUAGAGACCAAACCCGGUCCUGGUUACUGAUUCAGUUCUGGUACUAACAUCACCACUAAUUUGAUCAAGCAUCACUGCAGACUCAGCUUGUUCCCACUGCUGUUGCCAGUUCAGCCCAGCCAUGUCCAUCCCACAGAUUGCUACAUGCUGGGCUCAGAAGUGCCAGAGGACAAGAUGCUUUUGCUUCUGGCUUCCGAUAAAGCUUUUAAGAGUCUAGGACAGAGGUUUCUACUAGAUUGUUCUUGAAUGUGGAAAGCUUCCCAAACCAGAAUCUACUGUGAGUCAUACAGGAUGAUCCAAUUGCUCUUGGUUACUUGAAUUCCUUCCUUGGAUGCAGUCACAGUCAAUAUACAGAGGGCAGAAAAUUCCAUCCAAAGAGACAAAAUAUGGAACAAUAGGUAAGGCACAUAUUAGUGAAAUGAUGCGAUUGCCUAUGAUAGAUUUUCCCUUCCCACAGAUGCACCAAGUUUGAUUAUUCUCAUUCUUCUCUCUCUUAUAUUUAUUGCUAAAAACAAAUUAACAAAUUAAGAAUUAAUGAAGACAUUAGCAGGUACUGAAGAACAGUCUCUGUUGCUUACUAGCCCAAACCUCAAGGGGAUAAAAAGGCAAAAGAAGUUAGUAUAAAUCCAUUUUGUCAGUGAGAUCUCACUUCACACUCAGUUAAUUGGCCUGUUUUGCAGGAUUUAACCUGGUGGCAUAAGAACCUUGAAAUAAAUCUCUUAGCUACGAUUAGAGACGAAAGAGAGAUUAGCACGGGCAGGAGAGUUGAAGUCUUUUUCUCCAUCUCCAUAGGUAACUCAGUGUAAAAACAGAAGAACUACACAGACAUCAGGAAAUCAGUUCCUCACUCUUCCUCAGGAUGCCUGAUCCAGGUAUUUUCUCCCCUGUACUCAGCAAGUUACCAGUUUCAAGAUCCUGUUCAGUCCUCUGAAGCAGAUGUCUUCUGCAUGCCUUGGAUACAUGCUCCUAAUCAGCUUACGAGCUUUCCUCGACCUACGCUUCUUUACCUAACACUGAACUAACUAUGGCUGUCCUCAAAGUAAAAUUCACCAAAACUAAAAGGGACAAAUUGGCUCAGAUCUUAUGGAUCCUCAACUGGGUUUCUGUUGUGAGUGGGAUCAUUCUCUUCAGCCUUGGCCUCUUUCUAAAAAUAGAGAUCAAGAAGCGCAAUGAAGUGAUGGCAAAAGGGGACAUUAACUCUGUCCCCAACAUGCUGAUCUCUGUAGGGGUCAUAGCAUGUAUCAUCAACUUUGUAGGUGGCAAAAUCUGCUAUGACUGCUCAGAUGCCAACAAAUUCUCUCGGUGGAAGCUAGUUAUGCUUCCAUACAUCGUAUGUACCUUCUGUUUUACCUUCUGCAUCCUGGUGGGUGCUCUCAUGUGCUAUACCAUGAGGAAUGAGCUGGAAGAGUCUCUGUAUCUGGGAUUGAGGGAUGCUAUGAAGUUCUAUAAGGACACGGACAUACCUGGACGAUGUUUCUUGAAGAAAACAGUGGAUAUGUUACAAAUUGGAUUCCGAUGCUGUGGAAAUAAUGGCUUUAGAGACUGGUUUGAAAUUCAGUGGGUGUCUCCUCGUUAUCUGAAUAUGGCUUCCAAGGAAGUUCUGGACCGUCUAAAGAGCAACGUUGACGGGAAGUUCUUGGUGGAUGGAGUACCCUUCAGCUGCUGCAACCCAAGCUCCCCACGGCCCUGCAUCCAGUACCAGCUGACAAACAACAGCGCUCACUACAACUACGAUUUUCUGACAGAGGAGCUCAAUAUCUGGGUGAAGGGGUGCAGAGAGGCCCUGCUGGAUCACUACACGGCUAUUAUGAGAUCCAUUGGCAUUACGGCAUUGCUUAUUUGGUUGUUUGAGCUCUCCGUACUUAUUGGUGUCCGGUACCUACAAACAGCAAUGAAGAAUGUCCUUCUGUUAGGAGAUUUGGAGCGUGAAUCAGAUGGUUGGUUACUAGAAAACAGCUUUGUGGAAACUGCCAAAUACAACAUCAAUAUCAUUAAGAACCUUGGCAAAGCCAAUCAGAUCUCCACUGUCUCAGGCAUGAAUGACCCCAACAUUGAUGUUCAAAGCACAAACUGUGGCAAAACCAAUGUUACAACAAAAUCGAUCCCAGCGGCUAGCUAGGUAAGUCUUCAAAGAAGUGACAUCACAAGUGGAGGUUUGACAUAUUACAGUCACCAGAUUUUUCACUGGUGGGGGGAAAAAAAAAAAAAAAGAUAGUAAAACUCACAAGACAAUUGAACAAACCACGGACUGGUGACAGCUCCAAAAAUGCUGGUAUUCCAUUGGCUGGGCAUAUUUUUACACAUUCUUGUGAAAUUUCUGAUUUUCAACACUGCACAAAACAAACUUUUGGAAUUUUCCCCACUUUCUCUCCCUUGCUUACGUAUUUCUGUCAUGGUCUGAAUACAUCAGAAUAAUCAUUGUGCAUGAGCAAAUGUUCCAGACAGGGUGGGUCUACAUCUGCUGACAUUCAGAUUGGUCUACUACAUACCAACAGAGUUUGUCAUUACAUCUAUAGAAAUCCCAGCAGCAGGGAAAUCCCCAAAGGAAAUCCCACUGGAUAAAAAGAUUCUUUAAGAAAAAAAAAAAAAGACAAAAUCUUUGAAAUGAAAACUGUUAGUCCAAGUUAGGAUAGAGGAAAUUUUAGCUCAAUUAUACAUACAUUCCAGCUCUUCUAACGGAACCUACUAGCUAGGUGAAAUUGAGUUGAAGACAAUGAAAGUUAGCAUAAUGUAUUUCACUUUUUUUUCCCCCCCAAAAUAGUCUGAAGUAUCUCUUAAUUUCCUCCCACCCCCAUAAUUCAGAGAAAGACAGCUGCCCAAACUCCCUGAAAGCCAAUCGGCACUGCUGGAAGGAGUUCUCUGCUCAAGAAAACUAAUUGAUAGCUCAUGCCAGGAUAUUUGAAAUUCCAAGUAGCCCGUGAAAGCACAAGUUUAAAAACAAGCAGAUACUUCCCACAAAACAAAUAUUGAUGAUCCUAGGUGCUUAAAAGCUCCUAAUUUCAAAAGUACUUACCUAGAUCCAGGGGAUGGAAGAUAAGGGAUUAUUUGGAAGCAAUAAAGGCAAAGAUAGACUGACAGAUCUCCCAUCGUGUUACUGGUACAGCGCUCAGGAACUUUGGUAACGCAUGGAGUAAAAGCCUUCUACACCGAAGACACUUGUAGUUACAGGCUGCCCUAAUAGCAUUAAUAGUAAGCAGGAAAAACAUACCGAUACAGAAUAGAAGACAAAAGGCCAAAUAUUUUACUUGUUGAAGUUGUGAGUACUACGUUGUUUGAAUAUAACUUUGGACAGCUUGUGCAUUCUUCGUGUAUAAUCAAGUAAGAGAAGUUAUAUCACUGGAAUAUUCAAAGCAGAACUAUUCCUGCUUUUGAAGUUGCAUGAAGGUAACAGUACAAAUUCAAAAUUCCUUUACUUGUCUAAAUAAUGUUGUUUUCUAUAACACUAGAAUACGCAAGAAUUAUUCUGUAAGAAUAUAUUGUAAAUAAAGUGUGUGAUGUAAAAGUCUACACUGUAAUUCAAGCUGGCUAUAUACAUUAUCAUAAUUUCAAAUGCAAUUGCUUCACUGCUUAAAAUUUUAGGCCUAUACUUAAGUAUGUUAAAAAUAGAAAUGGACAGAUGGGGUCUGUCUACAAUAGUAGCUUGUAGCAGAUGUUUUGCAAAAGGCAUGUAAGAGGCAAGACCAUUAAAAAAUAGUUCUUUCCCUGACAAAGCCUCCUAACUUUCAGGAAACUGCAGUUUGGGACUUGG
Molecule: messenger RNA, 5270 nt
Organism: Chroicocephalus ridibundus (black-headed gull)
Lineage: Eukaryota; Metazoa; Chordata; Aves; Charadriiformes; Laridae
Product: photoreceptor outer segment membrane glycoprotein 2
Exons: 4
Coding region: 2547-3641 (364 amino acids)
Biological process (GO): visual perception
Cellular component (GO): plasma membrane
Source: RefSeq, a predicted model, not a curated record